GGAGUCGGGGGCUGGGCUGGGCGGGGCUGUCGCGCGGAGUCCGUUAGGCCCUCUCGGACUCGCUGCGAGGGGGAGGGAGAGAGAGCCGGGCGUUGAGGAAUGGAAGCCGACGGCCUCGGAAGAUAUUACACUCCUCUCCAGCCAGCAUUUUAUCCUUUUCCUUUCCAUGAAAUGAUGACUGCAUCUCCAAACAUGGAGAUGAUGAAUGAACAGCAAACUCUUCAAGGAGUUUUGGAUCCAAACUGCAUUCAGGAACCUGUUCAAGCUGCUACAAAAGGAAGGAAGAGAAAAAAUAAAUCUACUGAACCAAAAAAGCCUGCUGCUAAAGCUGCCAAGUCAAAAGGCAAGCAAGAGAAAAUCACAGACACUUUCAAAGUCAAAAGAAAAGUGGAUCGUUUUAAUGGUGUAUCUGAAGCUGAAUUGUUGACCAAAACACUGCCUGACAUACUGACUUUCAAUUUGGACAUUGUAAUUAUUGGUAUAAAUCCAGGCUUAAUGGCAGCCUACAAAGGGCAUCAUUACCCAGGACCUGGAAACCACUUUUGGAAGUGUCUGUUUAUGUCUGGGCUUAGUGACCAACAGUUGAACCAUAUGGAUGAUCAUACCUUACCGCAUAAAUAUGGUAUUGGAUUUACAAAUAUGGUGGAAAGGACAACACCAGGUAGCAAGGAUCUUUCCAGCAAAGAGUUUCGGGAAGGAGGACGAAUUCUGGUGCAGAAAUUACAGAAGUAUCAACCUAAAAUAGCAGUUUUUAAUGGAAAAUGUAUUUAUGACAUUUUUAGUAAAGAGGUUUUUGGAAUAAAGGUUAAAAAGCUGGAAUUCGGACUACAGCCACAUAAAGUUCCAGACACAGAAACGCUUUGCUAUGUUAUGCCAUCAUCCAGUGCAAGAUGUGCUCAGUUUCCUCGUGCACAAGAUAAAGUUCAUUAUUAUAUAAAGCUGAAAGAUCUAAGGGAUCAGCUGAAAGGCAUUUUGUCAAACACAGAGGUCCAAGAAGUGCAAUACACCUUUGACUUGCAGCUUGCACAAGAGGAUGCUAAGAAAAUGGCUGUAAAAGAAGAAAAAUAUGAUCCAGGUUAUGAAGCCGCUUUUGGAGGAGCUUACAGUGAGAAACCAGCCAAUGAGAGUGAAACAUGCAACUUUCCAUCAAAUGGAACAGCAUCCAGUGCAGAAUGUAGCAGUGGAUCUUCCUUUGGAGAUGUCCCCAAUGGACAGUGGAUGACACAAUCCUUCACAGACCAGAUUCCUGAAUUUAACAACUGCAGGCCACAAGAGGAACAAGAAAACAAUGCUUAAAGUCUGCCUUUUCAGUCAUACCUAAGCGCUGCAGUUUUUUUAUGUACACAGUUGUCAAGAAUGGUACCUCAGUUCCACAACUGAAGCUUUUAAUAGCAUUUUACCUCUUAGUUUUCUUACACUCAUUCAAACCAAUUGUGUUAGAUUUAGACCAAUGAACUAGGUCAUUUUAAGAAAAUGUCCACAAUUUUUAAGAGAAAGAGACUUUCUUUGUAAGAGGCUUUUUGUAUUUAAAUAGGUCUUCAUGAAUGAGAGGUCAAUUUAUUUCUUGUUUUAAAUCUGUAUUUUGUAAUGUAGAGGUCUGUGAACAUAUAUUUGUAACUUGUCCUCUCAUGUGCUGGGAUAUUCCAUAUGUGUUUAGUACAUCCAAGGAGGUGGGAAGUCCCUUAUAAAUAUAACAUGGUUAGGCCUGUAGCGAGGUUAAUGUCCAGUAAAGCUGUUACACAGUCAUAGCUGAAUAGGCCUGCCCUCUCUAAAAAAUUGAAAUAAUCCUGCUUUAUAGUAUUUGUAGCUUUUUUGCAAGUCCCCAACCUUAAUUCAGUCCUGGUUCAUGCCUGCCUUCGUAUUAUUAUUAUUAAUGGUAGCUGAACAUGUAAACUGACUCCACUGAAAAACUAAAGCUGAGCCAGCCAUUCUCCAGCUUCACUCUUGGAUGAAAAUAACAUUUUGUCAACACUUUUUCACCCUGCUGCUUUUUUCCUGUUCUGUUCCUUCUCAAAGUGGUUCCAGACAAUUGGAAAUUGAGUGUCGAAUGUGAUAACAGCAAUGCUGUGUAGCCAGUCAGAUACGGCUACUUGCUGAUGUCAACUAAGGGCUUGAUUUAAAAUGAAGGUGUUUUCAGUUCAGAUAAGAUGGAUGAGGGUUUUUUUUUUUUAAAUGAGGACUUGAAAUACUUUCGAUGCCAUAAGGCUGAUUUUGGCAAAUUACUCUCCCCCCCCCUUUUUUUUUUCUGGACAUCUUUAAAAAGCUGUAAGAAAAGUAUUAUCUGCAGUGGGCCUUUCAUACAUGCAAGUCAUUUGACACUACAUUCACUGGACAAUAAGCCUGUAUGCAUGAACUCUUAAACCUUUAGUGUCCAUGGGACUGGGGAGAGUACCUGUGCUUCUGAAUGCCAGCUUUCAUUUCUGCUUCAUCACAGGGAGGGGACUCUACAGCAGCCAUAUCCUGUUCCUUCCCUUCCCCUUAUUCUCUGAAUGUUCAACUAUAGUUCAGCUAUUAGAAGGGCAGCCUACAGUGUUUCUCCUGGAAUGGAAGGAUUCGGUAUUUCAGGGAAUGUCUGGGCUGAAUAUAGAGCCACCUUGAGAAGAAGCAAACUUCUUUCUGCAGGUUUCCAAAAUGCAGACAUUGUUUCCUUUUUAGUGUUUACUGAGCAAAAUAUUGAUGAUAGGACAUUCAAGUCUUAGGCAGUUACAAAGCAGAACACGAAGAAUGGACAUUACUUACCUACUAAUGAAGCUUUCCUUGAAUACUUUGGGCACAAUCCUCUUGAUCUGCAGGCCCAGAACCUGAGUGGAGAGGGUUAUAUUAGGACUCAAAAGCUGGGGGGGGGGGUUCCUCCCCUUUUUCACCUGUAUAUAUUUGUAGGUAUCUGGGACAGGACAAUAGGGGAAUGGAAGUUUAGUGCAUCUCUCAUAUUCCCAUCUAGUCCUCUUUCUCUUUGACUUACUCAAAAGGCAUGAUGAGGGAAGGCUUGAUAGGGACAAGGGCCUGCACACAUUCCCUCAGUUAUCCCAUUAAAUUGUUUGGGCUUGGCAGGUGGAGAGAAAAAGAGCUCCAUUAACCCUGCUACAUUCUGUUGCAAGCAGGCAUUCUGUCUGCACAACAUAUGGACCGUGCCCUGUCUUUCCUAAAAUUUUAAAGCUGUUCAGCCUGUGCCUGAAUUAGUAAUUUGCUUCUUUUUCCACUUCUUUCUUUCUUUGUCAUAGCAGGGAAGAGAUGACUUGAAGUAAAAGCAAUAAGAGGAUCAAAUAGUAGUUUUGAUAAUCUUAUAAUUAAGUGCUUUGGAUACUUGAAUUAUGCACAAGAAAUUGUCUCUCCAUCAUGUGUACAUAGAGAUCUGAAUUAUUUAACUGCACCGUAGACUGCUGGAUGUUUCCUUUAAGUACUUGUGUGUAUUAGCAAUUAUGGCUUGAAUGAAUCAAUUUAAAGUAAAUCCAUAGCCUCGUAGCAGCUUAAACCUUUUCAAAAUGUGUUCUCAUGUGCUUUUUAGGAGAUAAGCAUGUUUAUGGUCUCCCCCACCCUUGCAAUCAUGUGGCUUAAAAUCCUAGAAAACAGGUUGGAUCCAAAGUACUAUUAGCAGUAGACAGAAUCAUUUAACAACAGAUACAAGCUGAAGUUGGACUCCCUGUCUUUAGCAGAGUGCCUUGUUGCAGCCAGUAUAAUGGAGGUAGGUUCAGGGGGAGCUGGCAGGUCAUGCUGGCAACUCUUGCCUGCUUCCCCCUCAAGUGGGCAUCUGCUCACUACCCAGGCAGAAUGGGGGAGCAGCCAUCGUGCUAGACAUGGGAGAAGGCUGCAGUAGUAAUAAGAACUGAAAAUGUGCUUGUGCUUUCUGUGUCUUUUCUAUGGCUGCUUAUUAACUUCUUGCUCUUGUUUGCUGAGGCUUGGAAGUAGAGGCAGCUCAGCCUUGCCAGACCACCCAGCUAGACAGAUAAGGCUUCCAUGGGAUCUUGGUUGGAGGUUUCAUCUCAGUUGAGUGUCACUGGGUUUGAGGUGGCUACUUCUGCCUUUUGCUCUAAUACUGGGCAAAUUAUGUGUUUCACUGGUGGAAGAACUACACUGCUUUUGAUGGUAACACCCGUCUACUAAUGGAAAUAUGCUCUUUAAACCUAGGGGGAAGGGCCUCUUUGGAUCCAACCCAUUGUUUUAAAUUAAGACUGAGGUGUAUAUUCUGGUUCUGAUCAUGUUGGUUAUUCUGUGUGAAAAUUGUUCAUUGUACAGUCAACAAUCUACAAAAAUUAUUCACUUAUUUUAUAUGUAUCAUUGUUUACAAGGACUCUUUCUUGCAAGUGCUCAAAGUUCCUUGCAUCAGGGAUCUGGAACAAUUUUAUAUUUAACAAUACUGUUAAACAUUGCUGAUGGAUAGCUCAAUAACUAUCAUGAAAAUGAAAGAAAAUAUUUUGUUUUGAAAGAAGCAUCUAUUCUAUCACUCUGGAAUAAUUACGAAAUAACAGGUCAAAUGUGAAUGCAUAAAUUCUCAAACAUGGUGCUUUAAAUAGAAUUAAAACACUUCUGAUCUGCCAAUUCCUUGCAAACAAAAAUGCAAUGUAUUAUGGUAUCUUCUGGUGCUUAAUUAUGGCAUUUUUAAAAAGUCUUAAUUGCUUUGUGUUGAAAAGAAGCAGUGAUAAAUUAAUUGAAAUAAAAAACUGAUGUUUAAUUUUAA
Molecule: messenger RNA, 4675 nt
Organism: Heteronotia binoei (common prickly gecko)
Lineage: Eukaryota; Metazoa; Chordata; Lepidosauria; Squamata; Gekkonidae
Gene: TDG
Product: thymine DNA glycosylase
Exons: 10
Coding region: 100-1296 (398 amino acids)
Biological process (GO): base-excision repair, AP site formation
Cellular component (GO): nucleus
Molecular function (GO): mismatch base pair DNA N-glycosylase activity
Source: RefSeq, a predicted model, not a curated record